GGGGGAAAUGAAAAUAAUCAUGCAAAAUCAGAUCAAGAAAGUUGAUGAUACAUCCACUCAAUUAAUUCAUGGCUAAAUAUUUCAUGCCUUGUUUGAAAACUCCCAAGUCAACCUCUCUGUUGAUCUCUCUGAUAUUGAUCCUGCAAUUCUCUUUAAUCAGUAGCCACGGAGGUCAUGAUGGAAACGACAGCAGCGAGGGUAACGUACAUUUGCAUUCGAAAAGCUUGAUUCUGGUGAAAGUAUGGUGUUUGAUCAUACUGCUAGUUACCACAUUCGCAGGUGGUAUCUCUCCCUACUUCUAUCGAUGGAACGAGAAUUUCCUUCUCUUGGGCACACAAUUUGCCGGCGGGGUUUUUCUAGGGACCUCUCUCAUGCAUUUCUUGAGCGAUUCGGCUGAUACUCUUAGCAAUCUCACUACCAAGACAUACCCUUUCUCGUUCAUGCUAGCCUCUGCUGGCUAUCUUUUAACCAUGCUUGGUGAUUGCAUAGUGAUGUUCGUAACAAGGUCAGGUGCUGAAAGAGAAGCUAGAGUGCAAGUGGAUGAAGGAGUGGUAGCUCAAGAGGAUGAUAAAGAUGUGGCCAUGAAUGCCGAUCCCAUUUUCUUGAAGACCACGUCUCUUGGGGACACCAUACUACUCAUCCUUGCCUUGUGUUUUCAUUCAGUUUUUGAGGGAAUAGCCGUUGGAGUUGCAGGGACUAAGGGAGAGGCAUGGAGGAAUCUUUGGACUAUAUCAUUGCACAAAAUCUUUGCAGCCAUUGGAAUGGGAAUCGCUCUGCUUAGGAUGCUCCCGAAGAGGCCAUUUCUAUUAACCGCGGCAUAUUCUUUUGCUUUUGCUAUUUCCAGCCCCCUUGGAGUAGGGAUAGGCAUUGCCAUUGAUGCCACUGCUCAGGGCCAAGAAGCUGAUUGGAUCUUUGGUAUCUCUAUGGGGCUUGCAUGUGGAGUUUUUAUCUAUGUUGCCAUCAACCAUCUCAUAGCUAAAGGAUUCCAUCCACAAGCUAAAUUGUACUUCGACACUCCAUUCUUCAAGUUUGUUGCUGUGUUCCUUGGGGUGGGAGUUAUUGCAGUUGUUAUGAUUUGGGAUUGAUUAAAAUAAUUCUGCUUAAUGUCCAUGUAGACAUAUGAAAAAAUAUAUAUAUGUGGCUGCAGACUGGGAGUUCAUCUUUCCUUUGUUUGUAGUCACAACGUUAAUUAAACACAAUAUUCUGAUUA
This is a messenger RNA of Populus trichocarpa (black cottonwood), 1210 nucleotides long. Its product is annotated as zinc transporter 1. The transcript has 2 exons. Gene Ontology annotation, cellular component: membrane. NCBI's taxonomy places the organism in Eukaryota, Viridiplantae, Streptophyta, Magnoliopsida, Malpighiales, Salicaceae. The coding region runs from base 69 to 1085 and encodes 338 amino acids. Gene Ontology annotation, molecular function: zinc ion transmembrane transporter activity. The record is from RefSeq and is a predicted model, not a curated record. Gene Ontology annotation, biological process: zinc ion transmembrane transport.